Molecule: messenger RNA, 930 nt
Organism: Enhydra lutris kenyoni (northern sea otter)
Lineage: Eukaryota; Metazoa; Chordata; Mammalia; Carnivora; Mustelidae
Product: olfactory receptor 145-like
Biological process (GO): sensory perception of smell; G protein-coupled receptor signaling pathway
Cellular component (GO): membrane
Molecular function (GO): odorant binding; olfactory receptor activity; G protein-coupled receptor activity
Source: RefSeq, a predicted model, not a curated record
AUGCCUCCUAAAAAUGCUUCCUUUGUGACUGAAUUCAUUCUAAUGGGGCUAACAGACUUACCAUAUCUCCAGCUCCCCCUGUUCUUCCUGUUUCUACUCAUGUAUGUGGUCACUGUGUUGGGAAAUUUGGGCUUGGUAACUCUAAACCUGCUGAAUUCACACCUGCACACGCCCAUGUACUUUUUCCUCUUGAAUUUGUCCUUCAUAGACCUCUGUUAUUCUUCUGUAUUUACACCCAAAAUGCUGAUUAACUUCACAUCAAAGAGGAAUAUUAUCUCCUACAGCGGAUGUAUGACCCAGCUCUUCUUCCUCUGUGGUUUUGGUAUUUCUGAAUGUUAUAUGCUGACAUCAAUGGCCUGUGAUCGCUAUGUGGCCAUCUGUAACCCACUUUUAUAUAAUGUUGCCAUGUCCCCUAAAGUGUGUUUCAGCUUUAUGCUUGGUUCAUAUUUGAUGGCAUUUUUGGGUGCCAUGGCUAACACAGGAUGCGUGCUGAGACUGAAUUUCUGUGAUGCAGCCACUAUUAACCAUUAUUUGUGUGACAUGCUCUCUUUGCUCCAACUCUCAUGCACCAGGACUUAUAUCAGUGAGCAUGCUUUUAUUUCGGUGGGCAUUGAUAUCAUUGUGCCCAGUGUCACCAUCUUUGUCUCUUAUGGUUGCAUCCUGUCCAGCAUCCUGCGCAUCAGCUCCCCUGAGGGCAGGUUCAAAGCCUUCAGCACCUGCAGUUCCCACAUAUUUGCUGUUUCUCUCUAUUUUGGAUCUGGUGCAUUUGUGUAUCUUAAACCAUCUUCUGUUGGGUCAAUGGGUGAGGGAAAAAUCUUUUCUGUCUUUUAUACCAAUGUGGUUCCUUUGAUGAACCCCUUCAUUUACAGCUUGAGGAACAAAGACGUUAAACUUGCUCUGAGAAAAACCCGAAGUGGUAGAACAUUUUGA